ACGAUGCUGCUGCUGCCGCUGCUGCCGCUGCUGCUGCUGCUGGGCGCCGCGCUGGCCCCGGGCAGCGCCUUCAACCUGGACGUGGAGCGCCCGGCCGUCUACUCGGGCCCGGCGGGCAGCUACUUCGGCUUCGCCGUGGACUUCUUCGCCCCCGACCCGCUCUCGACAUAUCUUCUGGUGGGAGCUCCCAAAGCCAACACUAGCCAGCACAACAUCGUAGAGGGAGGGCAGGUGCUCAAGUGUAGCUGGAACUCCAACAGGAACUGCCAGCCCAUUGUGUUUGAUGCCACAGGUAACAGAGACUUUGCUCCUGGUGAUCCAUUGGAAUUUAAGUCUCAUCAGUGGUUUGGAGCCUCUGUGAGAUCCCAAAAUGAUAAAAUCCUGGCCUGUGCCCCACUGUACCACUGGAGAACUGAAACAAAGCAAGAGAGAGAGCCUGUAGGAACUUGUUACCUGCUUGCUGGGUCCAAAUUUGUGGAAUAUGCUCCCUGCAGGUCAACAACUAUUGAUGCAGAUGGACAGGGAUUUUGUCAAGGUGGAUUUAGCAUUGACUUCACAAAGGGAGACAGGGUGCUGCUGGGAGGACCUGGAAGUUUUUACUGGCAAGGCCAGCUGAUUUCUGACAGAGUGACAGAGAUUGUGGCAAAGUAUGACUCCAAAGUCUACAGCACCAAGUAUGAUGACCAGCUAGCCACCAGGCCUGCCAGUGCUGCUUUUGAUGACAGCUACUUGGGUUAUUCAGUGGCUGUUGGAGACUUCAAUGGUGAUGGCAUCGAAGACUUUGUGUCAGGAGUCCCACGGGCAGCGAGAACUCUGGGCAUGGUGUCCAUUUACAAUGGGAAAAACAUGUCCUCCAUGUACAACUUCACUGGAGAGCAGAUGGCUGCCUAUUUUGGGUAUUCAGUGGCUGCCACAGAUAUUGACGGGGACAAUUACACAGAUCUGUUUAUUGGAGCCCCUCUUUUUAUGGAUCGAAGCUCAGAUGGGAAGCUUCAGGAGGUUGGCCAAGUAACCAUCUGCCUUCAGCGAGCCUCGGGAGGGUUUCAGACAGCAAAGCUGAACGGCUUUGAGAUCUUUGCGCGGUUCGGCAGCUCCAUCGCGCCCCUGGGGGACCUGGAUCAGGAUGGCUUCAACGACAUUGCAGUUGCUGCUCCCUACGGUGGAGAGGACAAGAGAGGGCUGGUGUACAUCUACAACGGAGGAGCGAGUGGUUUGAAUGCCGUCCCGUCCCAGGUCCUGGAAGGGCAGUGGGCUGCUCGCACCAUGCCCCCCAGCUUUGGGUACUCCCUGAAAGGAGCCACAGAUGUGGACAAGAACGGAUAUCCAGACUUGAUUGUUGGAGCCUUUGGUGUUGACACAGCUGUUCUGUACAGGGCAAGACCAGUUAUUAGAGUAAAUGCUGCCCUGGAAGUUAACCCAACCAUUCUAAAUCCAGAAAACAAAGCCUGUUCGCUGGGAGAUGUAAAAGUUUCUUGCUUCAAAGUGAAGUUCUGCUUAAAGGCGGAUGGCAAAGGAAAGCUCCCCAACUCACUCAAUUUCCAGGUGGAGCUGCUGCUGGACAAGCUGAAGCAGAAAGGAGCCAUCAGGAGAGCUCUGUUUCUGCACAGCAAACAGCCCAGCCACUCCAAGAACAUGACCAUUACUAAGGGGGGCAAAAUGAACUGCGAGGAGCUCGAUGCCUUCUUGAGGGAUGAAUCUGAGUUCAGAGACAAGCUGACUCCCAUCACCAUUUUCAUGGAAUAUCGUCUGGAUUACAGGACAGCUGCAGAUGCCACAGGAUUGCACCCUAUCCUCAACCAGUUCACUCCUGCCAACAUGAGCAGACAGGCCCAUAUCCUGCUGGAUUGUGGGGAUGAUAACAUCUGCAAACCAAAGCUGGAGGUGUCAGUACAAAGUGACCAGAAGCAGAUCUACAUUGGUGAUGACAACCCCCUGACCCUGAUUGUCAGCGCCCAGAACCAGGGGGAGGGAGCCUAUGAGGCCGAGCUCUUCGUCGUGGUUCCUCCCCAGGCGGAUUUCAUCGGCGUCGUUCGCAACAACGAGGCUUUGGCCAGACUGUCAUGUGCUUUUAAAACAGAGAAUCAGACUCGCAUGGUGGUUUGUGACCUGGGCAAUCCCAUGAAAGCAGGAACUAAGCUCCUGGCUGGCCUGCGUUUCAGUGUGCACCAGCAGUCUGAGAUGGACACCUCUGUCAAGUUCGACUUGCAGAUCCGGAGUUCCAACCUGUAUGACAACCUGAGCCCAGUAGCAUAUUAUCAGGCUGACCUUGCUAUUUCAGCAGCUGUUGAAAUUAGAGGUGUCUCGUCCCCUGACCACAUAUUCCUUCCCAUUGCAAACUGGCAGCCCAAGGAGAACCCUGAAACAGAAGAUGACAUUGGGCCUCUGGUUCAGCACAUCUAUGAGCUGAGAAACAAUGGUCCGAGUGCAUUCAGCAAGGUGAUGAUGACUCUGCAGUGGCCUUACAAAUACAAAAACAACACGCUGUUGUACAUUGUGCAGUAUGAAAUUGACGGUCCCAUGAACUGCACUUCUGACAUGGAAAUCAACCCACUGAAAAUUAAGGUUUCUGCUCCCAGGGAGGAUGAGAGGAACGAGACCCUGGGCAGGGAGGAGCAGCGCGGGCACCGCGUCGGCCGGAGGGACGCGGCUGCCGCGCAGGGGGACGUGCACACCCUGGGCUGUGGAACUGCUGACUGUUUAAAGAUUGUCUGCCAAGUUGGCCACCUGGAGAGGGGAAAGAGUGCAAUAUUGUAUUUAAAAUCACGCCUUUGGACCCAAACUUUCAUGAAUAAAGAAAAUCAGAAUCAUUCCUACUCUCUCAAAUCAUCUGCUUCCUUCAGCGUUAUAGAGUUCCCUUAUAAGAACCUUUCCUUUGAAGAUAUUCACAAUUCUACAGUUGUUGCUACAAAUAUCACGUGGGGCAUUCAGCCCCAGCCCAUGCCUGUGCCAGUGUGGGUUAUCAUUCUGGCUGUGCUGGCAGGGUUACUGCUCCUGGCUGUUCUAGUGUUUGUCAUGUACAGGAUGGGCUUUUUCAAACGUGUGAGGCCACCUCAGGAAGAGCAAGAAAGAGAACAACUGCAGCCACAUGAGAACGGGGAGGGAACAUCAGAAGCUUAAGCAGAGUUUUAUCUGUAAGACAUUCUCAAGUGUACACUUGCCUACAUCUUGGUAACAAAUAUUGGCUUCCCCCUUCAUGAGCAAACACUCAGCACUGCAGAGCUGCUGGUCUCAGAUGUGCAAAACAAGGGCAAAACACUUAAACCCCUCUCCUGCAUUAAUGCUGUUCCUGCCUGCCACUAACACACCUGCACUGACCCCAGGGACAAACUCCAGUGACAGCAGUGCUGGGAUUCUGCUUGCUGGGACACGGGACACAUCAUCUUUUCUGGUCCAUGCACUGACUCUCCAUGAAUUGCUACCCAGAUUCUGCAGUUGCCCUUGGAGCCAGCAGCCUCCAGAGGUGCUGGCUGGAUUCUGUGGUUGGUUUUGGUUGGUUUUGGUUGGAGUACACUACAUUUCAUUGCCUAGCUCUUGAAAGUCAGUUGCACAAAAAAAAAAAAAAAGGUGAAUGUAGCUUGUUUUACAGUACUGAAGAAUGUUCUUUACCCAUUAGCUCUGAUGAUGACUUUUUUCUCCUGCUCAAGAAAUAGGAAACAUUCAGUGGAAUCAUUCACAGCUGAUACCUGUUCUGCACACCAGUCAUCUGUCUUGUGGUUUCUCUCUAGACCUUACAAACACUGUUCUCCAGGUAUUGAGGCUCUUACUGUAGGGAUUGAGCCUGCAAGCACCAAGUGAGGGACAGAAAUCUGGGGCUGAUGUACUUUCUGUGGGACUUGGGGAAAAAAUUCAGGGCAAGAUCCCAAGACUCUGCUGUGUAUUUCCAGAGUGCAGGAUCCAGGUGUUCCACAGAGUUCUUGGCACCAUGGAUGCAUUCAUGCCCUGCCAGGGACAAGAUGCUGGGCUGUGGCUGCCAACAGACAUGUCUGAGAAAACCCUUGAUGCCCACAAGUCAAACCUGUGCAGGGUUUGAAGGCUGUAAAUUACUUGGAUGGUGUUUUGGUUUCUAGCAGGGCACUGUGUGGCACAGGUUACCUGGUGCACUGCAGGGAAGCUGUUCAUCCUCACUUUCCCUGCUUGCCCAUGCCCAGGUGCAGGAUGGAGUGGCACAGGGGCUGUGCACACCAGGCUCUCUGCCAGCCACAUCCAUGGAUCUGGAUUACACCUGCCCUUCAGCCACUCCCACAGCUCCCUCACCUCCUGCCCCCGGAGAACAGUGAGUCCAAUGAAGCAGGGAAGAGCUGGCAGUGCACAAGGGUUCAAAAACUAAAGGCUGAUUUGGCUUGUUUCAUUUCACUCAUUCAUUGUUUCAUUGGAUUCAUUCAUUGUUUCAGUCCCUGCGUGUUUCAUUGCACAAGACAUUUCAUUGCACAAGACAUUUCAUUAUGUUCAAUGCAUUUCAUUGCCAGAAAAGACACUAAGUAUUUGGAUCCAUUGCUGGUUUUUGAACAUACCAAAAGGUCGGUGGUUUAAAGCCAUGGGUUUGCAUCAGUCUCAGCUUAUUUCCCUCACCAUUGGUGUAGUGAAAGGAAACUUUUUACUCUGAUUGAGACAAGAGCAUUGUCUCUGCAUUUCAGCAGACAAGGAACUGCAGAGCAGGAGGUUGUUCAGCUUGCAGCCACAGGUUGCACAGAUCCUACAGUGGACAUAUGAACCAUUACUAAGGUGCCUUCUAUGAGACGUGUUUAUUCUCUUUCCCAAAAAGAGAAUAAAUUACACUAUAAAUUGUAAAUUACACCACACUCCCUGUGUGCAGCCAGGCACACAAAGGAAGACUUCUACUGUUCUUACACCAGUGAGAUUUCUAUGCAGACAAACUCUUGAAAGGGCAAAAACUCUGGUUUGGUUUUGUACCUUGGGGUUUUUGUUCAUAACUGCAUCUCCCCCAUAAAUACAGCAGUGCUCACUAAAGCCAGAACUUUCUGAAAUGAGCAGUUUGUUUCAACUCUGAUUUCUGCAUCCUUUCAGGGGGUAAAAUCCACCAAUGGCUUUUGUUAAAUCCAUUUUUAUUUGCUGAUCCAUGAUGGCACCUGAGAGCACUGAGUCUAGGGGGGCCAGUAUGUUCACCAGAUAUAGGCUUGCAUAUUUAUCCAUGUACAUGGGUUGGGUUUAGGCAGUUUGUUUAGAUAAAAUUAGUUCACAUGAAAGGGUGUAGGGCAUGAUUCUGCUUUCACUGAACUUUCAAGAUCUUCAGUGUGGCCAAUGUUUUAUUUUUGUCUGUAUUUUUAGUAUUGUUACUAGUAAUGUAGUAGAGAGCCAGGAGUCAGGCUUUGAUCCUGGCCUCAAAAUGUGACUUUGGUAGAGCAGCAUUAUUUUCAGUUUCUUCCAUGGGCUUGUGGUUCUCAUGCUUUGUCAGCUGAUUAUCUGUGUGCAAGGAGCUUGGUUUUACUCAGUCUUAAUCUCAGUAGGGUAAGAGGUUUAAGAGCCUGCCAGACAGAUUAUAGCUCUAAUUCCUCCAUGUGUGCUUUCAUUACAUGUACACUCCAUGGUGACUUGAAAUUUAUUAGACUACUUGCAUGUGUAGGCUUUGUUAGGAGGUGAAAAAGAGUAUUUAAAUAAAAAUCAUGGUCAAGAUCCCUCCUGCUCACAUGGAUGGGAUACCAUAGCAUUGCUAAUGUCAGUGCUAACUGCAUCCUAAUUUUACUGGAAACUCUCUUUUUGCUGAUUUUCAGGAUAAGAAGGUACAUUUUAUUGGUACAAACUGCUGUAGCUGUAGAAAGUAUCUUCCAUUUUUGAAGUUACAUAAAGUAAGACUUAUUUAAGUGAUUUUUAUUUCUUGCCUUCUGCUGAAGGAUGAAAACAAAUAGUUGCUUCUUUCAUGUCCAUUUAUUCCCAGUUAGGUUCAAAAGACCACAGUAGCAUAUGUAAAUGGAGUAUACAGGUUACUUAGCAUAGAUGUAACACCUCAAAUUCAAUUUAAAGUAGCAUUUGUGUUUCAGGGAGAUUCCAAACUGGAAAUUUUCCUGAAUGAGAGUGCAGGAAACUUUUGAUAGUGUGUUCUAGAUUCAGCAAUAAGAGUCAAGAUUAUGUAUGUACUUGUGUCAAUAUAAAUUUUAUACUGAUUUAGAGGCAUUGAUGUAUUCUUACAGCAAGUACUGUAGAAGGAUGUUAAAGAUUUUUAAGAAACUUUAGAAAAGGGAUUUUAGAAUGAAAUUAAUGCCUUUGAGUCAAGAUUGGUAUGCACAUGGUGCAUACUGGAAGCAUUUAAAAAAUACAAGUACAGUAACAGAGAAUUAGCCUUCUUUUGAUAGCUGUGUUUCAGGAGCAGAUUUUUUAUAAAUAUAAAAUCAACAGCUAUGUAAUUAUUUAGACAAUAAGAACAUUUUAAAAGAGCUAUAUCUUUUAUAAUGAAAUAUGAAAUUAUGUAAGUACUCCAGUUUGCAAUUAAUGCAGCAUCUCAUGAUCAAUACUGAAAAGUGAUUUAUAUUACAGAAUGCAUAUUAUCUAUUACUAUAUUUGACAAUAUUUAGAAAAUGUAAAGCAAGGAACCUAAUUUAUAGGUUUACAUUUCUUUCAAGAAACUAUGAAAUUGUGGAAAUAGCUUUUUGUUUAAGCAUGACUGUAAAGUCAAAUAUGGGCUAUGUUUAUCAACAUAAUUUGAAACCUUUGAGUAAGUUUGCCAAGUUAUCAGGGUUUUUUCUGUUUUAAAUCUUGAUCUACACAUUGAUCUCCAAUUCACAUAAUGCUUGUGGAAACUUUCUAAAGUUUCCUACGUGCGCUCUUUCUUUAUAAAACAUUUAUUCCAAGCAAAGGUAUCAAAUAUUUAGUUGUUUCUAAACUUGAGUCCACGCUUAAAUAGUCUUAAAGGGUAUUUUGAAAAUAUUUUGAAAAUAUUUCAGCUGUAAUCAGCACGCUCUUGGUUAUUUGACGGAAUCAUGCUGCAGUUAGAUUUUCUUUUUGCAGCAUUUGGGUUUGUUGUUGGUUACCCUGACAGAAUCCUGGAGUAUUUUUUCCAUCACUCUCCCAAACAGUCUCAGAGCAGCACUACACUGGUGAAAACCAGUUUUGGUCUUUGGUCCAGCCUAACGUGACCCUUUGAGCAUGAUUGGUUGUGUCCAGUGCUGCCGGCUGUUAAUGAGUUGGGGAAAAAAAUAAAUAUUUUAUUACAGAAAAACAGGACUCCAAAAAUAAAAAGGGUGAUGGCAGGGCCCAGAGGAGAUGAUUUUGGUUUGUUCCUGAGGCGGGCAGAGCUCUGUUGGCAGUGGCCCUGUCACAGGCAGAUGCCACAGUUGGGACCAUGGUUAUUGCUGAGCUCUGUGACUCCUGUGGGAUCUGAACCCCUUGGAUGGGACCAUGGUUAUUGCUGAGCUCUGUGGGAUCUGGAAUCCUUGGAUGGGAUCGUGGUUAUUGCUGAGCUCUGUGGGAUCUGAACCCCUUGGAUGGGAUCAUGGUUAUUGCUGAGCUCUGUGGGAUCUGAACUCCUUGGAUGGGACUGUGGUUAUUGCUGAGCUCUGUGGGAUCUGAACUCCUUGGAUGGGACUGUGGUUAUUGCUGAGCUCUGUGGGAUCUGGACUCCUUGGAUGGGACUGUGGUUAUUGCUGAGCUCUGUGGGAUCUGGAAUCCUUGGAUGGGAUCGUGGCUAUUGCUGAGCUCUGUGGGAUCUGGAAUCCUUGGAUGGGACUGUGGUUAUUGCUGAGCUCUGUGGGAUCUGAACUCCUUGGAUGGGACCGUGGCUAUUGCUGAGCUCUGUGGGAUCUGAACCCCUUGGAUGGGACUGUGGUUAUUGCUGAGCUCUGUGGGAUCUGAACCCCUUGGAUGGGAUCGUGGUUAUUGCUGAGCUCUGUGGGAUCUGAACUCCUUGGAUGGGACCGUGGCUAUUGCUGAGCUCUGUGGGAUCUGGAAUCCUUGGAUGGGAUCGUGGUUAUUGCUGAGCUCUGUGGGAUCUGAACCCCUUGGAUGGGAUCAUGGUUAUUGCUGAGCUCUGUGGGAUCUGGACUCCUUGGAUGGGACCGUGGCUAUUGCUGAGCUCUGUGGGAUCUGGAAUCCUUGGAUGGGACCGUGGUUAUUGCUGAGCUCUGUGGGAUCUGGAAUCCUUGGAUGGGACCGUGGUUAUUGCUGAGCUCUGUGGGAUCUGAACCCCUUGGAUGGGACCGUAGUUAUUGCUGAGCUCUGUGGGAUCUGGCCUCCCUGGUACUGAGUUUUCAGCCUCCAGCCUGGUGCAAUAUGCCGUGGUCUGGCCUGGCUCACUGCCAGUCCUCUGCCCACUUUUGCUGGCCUAAGAAGGGCCGUGCUGUUUCCCUUUUUUGUGGUGUUUCCUUUUUUUUUUUUUUGUGAGGACCUUGCAGAGGCAGCGUGCUCACUGGAGGUGAUGGAUUAAUUAAUUAAUGAUGCUGUUGGAAGCCUUUGAUCACCCACAUUGGGUGAAGCUUGGUGUAUAUUCUAAGGUGUGUCCACUACUAACCCGUGAGUGCUUCAGAACUGGGACCACCUUCUUUAAGGCCAUGGUGGAAAAUUUGACUAAAGACUAUAGAGUAACGGGGUUGAGUCUGUAGCACUACUGCUGUUUCAUGUGGUUGUGGUAUUUAGGUCUGUUUUUUCCCAAUGUGUAGAAUUUUAACACAGCAGAGGAAAUCUAACCUUUCAUGCAAUGACUUUCUCCAGAUAUGCUGCAUUAAAGGUGAAUAACCUGACCCUUGGCUUUUGCAGAGCAAUGGAAGAUUUCAUGUAGCAUUUUUCAUCUUAAAAAAAAAUCCUUGUACAGGUUUUGCUUUUCUAGUCCAUGAAGGAAACCUGUAUUUGCCAUGAUAUAAAUAUGCUUAAAAUGUAACAUUUUAUUUCUUCAUAAUGGAUUUUUUUUCCUUUCUUUUGUGUUUGCUUGUGCAUUAAAUCAGUAGAGCAUUAUUUGCACAAGCAGAAAAUUAACAUACUAAUGAGAGUGCUGCAUCUUAUGUUUCUUUGUCGUGCAGUAAAUACUUGCAGGAUAAAUGGGAAUAUUUUCAGUUACUAUGAACUUGUUUCAAAGGUCUUCGGUACAUUUAAGGAGAGCAAUAUACAUUUGAAGUCACCUUAUUUUGUAUUAAAUUAUAAAUUGUGCAAAGGAGUGGGUGUUGUGGCACAGUAAUUUUGUACUGAUAUGAAAUGUAUAGCUAUUAAAGCUAUGGUUUGCUUUUUAACUCGUUCUUUUCAUCCUAAUGCAAAUUUGAGUGUUUUUAUUAGGUUGUAUUUUUCUAUGUAUAUAUAUACAAUUUCAAAAUACUAUGAUUGGGUAAACUGAAAAAUGUAAUUAUUGAUUUGAUUCUGAUAUUUAGAAUUUUGGAAUAAAAUACCUCUUAAUCAACAGAAA
Messenger RNA from Melospiza melodia melodia, 9340 nucleotides. RefSeq names its product integrin subunit alpha V (gene ITGAV). Lineage: Eukaryota; Metazoa; Chordata; Aves; Passeriformes; Passerellidae. Gene Ontology annotation, biological process: cell-cell adhesion; integrin-mediated signaling pathway; cell adhesion mediated by integrin. Gene Ontology annotation, molecular function: integrin binding. Gene Ontology annotation, cellular component: integrin complex; external side of plasma membrane. The transcript has 30 exons. The coding region runs from base 4 to 3117 and encodes 1037 amino acids. The record is from RefSeq and is a predicted model, not a curated record.